This is a messenger RNA of Ceratosolen solmsi marchali, 2670 nucleotides long. RefSeq names its product tubulin glycylase 3A. Gene Ontology annotation, molecular function: protein-glycine ligase activity, initiating. The transcript is spliced from 11 exons. Bases 52 to 2643 code for a protein of 863 amino acids. Gene Ontology annotation, biological process: cilium assembly; cilium movement; protein polyglycylation. The record is from RefSeq and is a predicted model, not a curated record. Lineage: Eukaryota; Metazoa; Arthropoda; Insecta; Hymenoptera; Agaonidae. Gene Ontology annotation, cellular component: axoneme; microtubule cytoskeleton.
UUAGUGUUCUAUUGAGGCACUUUAAAAUUUUAAAGUUUCCCUUUACGAUCGAUGAAUAUGGAGAAAUAUAGCGAUACGAAAAGUAAAAGCCAUCGUGAAAGUAGCAAUAGUAAUAGCAGCAGUAGUAAAUGCGAACAUUCGAGGAAACGUCUUCAGGAGCCCCCGAAAUUUUAUAGUAAAAACUACUUGAAAAGGUACAAUCACAACGAGGUUAAGGGAGCGCCACCGACAUCGUCGAAUCAAGCUGCUUGCAAAAAGAGCUCCCAGUCUGAUCAGACUCCUUCAGUUAGAGGCCAACAGAAGGAAUCGAACAGCUGCUCUGCGACGAUACUUAAGUUAGCCGACGACGGUGAGACCGUAAUAAAUGAGCAUUCACCCGCAGAUAUUAACAAAAUCGAGAAUACCAACAACCCGUUGAAUCGUACUCAUUACCCGCAAGAAUGUUCGAAUUUGAAGGAAACAAACGAAUCAGAUUAUCCUUACAAUCUCGAUAACAUAAUGACGCCAACAAAAUCAGGCUAUUCAAAGUGCGACACGGAUACACCUUGCGACGAGUCGGUUAAUGUGCCUAGUAUUUCUCUUCCCUGCGAAGAUGAAUUCAAUUGCAUGUGGUCGAAAAACGAGUCUUUUAAGAAAAUCAAAAGGAAAGUGGAAGAAGCUGUCAAGAUAAUAAGCUAUUCUCUUCCCUUGGAAAUUGUCCGAUCGCAUUCGCUGCAGCGGCACAAGAUAUUUCUAAUCCGAGGCGAGCUGCCAAGACUGAAGGAGGUCCUCGAGGAGCGCGGUUGGAUCCAGAAGUACGAGUCAAGCAAGACGAGAUGUCUUCCAUAUGCCUGUGGGACGAACAUGGAUGCCAAAUCGCUAGGUGACUUGAGAUUCUCGGACGGCACGAUAAACGAGCGCGCCAUCAUUUUCUCCCUGUUGCGGUUCACCCAGCCUGACUUCGUGUGGGACUGCCGCAAUGACUUCAUCGAGUGGGAUCGAAAUAUUUCUGGCAACGUGCUACUGAACAGGUUCCAUAAGCCUUCCCUCUACACCUCUAAGCUCGGCAUGGCCCACGUACUGAAGGAAGCGCACUGGAUCUACGAGACAAAUGUUGCGGACGUGUUGUUUCCACGAAGUUACAAUCCCGGACGCGAGUUCUUCUACCUUGUGCAGGACUUUCGGUACAGCGCUGCCGUCGCCGUGCUCAGGUGCUUCGUCAACUAUAUGCAGUCGAAAAACGUUGUAAAGAACGAGACGUCCGAGAAGAUUCAAAAGCAGCAUGAAGGAAAAGUAAUCGAAAAUAAUGAAUUGCUGAGCUCUUUUGAUCGAAUUGAAUUAGCCCUAAAGUGCUGUAAAGAGCAGAUCGCUGAGUUAGAGCACGAAGACAUAAAUAUCGAGGAGAACUAUGAGCCAGGCGAUAAGGACUGGCGUUUAUUUUUUGACGACUGCGACAAACUGUUGUACAAAUCCAAUGCGAUGGCAAAUUUGUCAAAGGCCGAUCCAAACCGUGUGAAGCUUUGUCAUACAUCAGCUGAAUCUAUACUAGAGAAAUUGAAGAAUAUUGAUCCUCAAUUUGAGUUAAAUGGAGAAAGAAACAUAUGGAUAGUUAAACCUAGCAAUCUUUGUUGUGGUUCAGGUAUUUUUAUGACACAUGAUCUGAAAACUAUUGCACGAAAAGUGGAGUCCAAACCAAAGGAUUACUAUAUUGUGCAAAAGUAUAUUGAACGUCCAUUCUUGGUAUAUGGAACAAAGUUUGAUAUUCGACAAUGGUUUCUCGUCACUUCUACGUUUCCAAUGACAAUAUGGUCGUUUAAAGAGGCCCUCUUACGAUUCAGCUCAAAGCCUUACACCUUUACAAAUUACCACGAAGCUAUUCAUAUUUGCAAUACUGCGAUACAAGAACGAUAUGACUUUGAGAGAAGAAAACGAAAAAAUCGUGGCUGUUUUGGUGGAGCCGGAGUUGCGAAUGUCAACGGACUUGGAGAUGACUCAGAGUCGUCGAUUCGAGAUCAGGGAUGGGAUUGUAAGAAAUUGAACGAAUAUUUGAAAAGCGUAGGAUAUGAAGGAGAACCCUAUUACGAAAAGAUAUAUUCAAAGAUGUCUCAGGCAAUAGUGCUUACGAUGCUUGCAGCUCAGGAUUUCAUGGACCGUCGGCGUUGUAGUUUCGAAUUGUAUGGAGCUGAUUUCAUGGUCAUGCAGGACCUUUCGGUAUGGUUGAUCGAGAUAAAUACAAAUCCAAGAAUGCAUCCUCCUAGUUCAAGAAUUACCCAACGAUUGUACGGUGCGGUAUUAGAAAGCUUAGUCAAAGUAACACUGGAUGUACCAUUGAAUCCAAACGCCGAUACCGGUAAUUUUGAACUCGUGUACAGGCAAAAUAUUCCAGAAACUCAAGCAUAUCUUGGACCAUGUCUUGUAGCAUUCGGCAAGUCCAUGACGUUGCAUGACGUCCCAUUGAAGAAACGAAUAAAUAUUCCUGGAAUUUCAGAGCGCAAUUCCAAUGUUUACAAUUUAUGGAGUAAACAGAAUCGCGCCCGAACAGCCCCACCAGGUACCGAUCGUCAGAGAGAAACAAAGGUCAUCGAUUUUAUUUCCUAUUUAAACGCGACCCCGGGUCUCUCGCCCUAUUAUACUUUACAAGAGGAAUCAGAAGAUUCUCACUAAAAUGCAAGAUGGAACGCUAGGGUUUUU